Messenger RNA from Cyprinodon tularosa, 943 nucleotides. It is a transcript of the gene kncn, whose product is annotated as kinocilin. Bases 343 to 795 code for a protein of 150 amino acids. The record is from RefSeq and is a predicted model, not a curated record. Lineage: Eukaryota; Metazoa; Chordata; Actinopteri; Cyprinodontiformes; Cyprinodontidae. The transcript is spliced from 5 exons.
UGUGUUUAUCCACAAAUGGAGCCUGUGAUACCAGAUGCUCAGACUGGCAGAGGUCUCUGAUCAGAUUUGAGGCAAAGUUCCCUGUCAUACGAUUCAGGGCUCCGAGCAUUCUCAUUUUCAGUAGAAACCAGAGCUCCACUUUAAAGAUUCAUGAGAUCCCUUAACAACCGGAGAACAUAGUCUAAACCAGGGAAAGUGAUUGUGCAUCAGAGAGAGCAAUAGAAAAGAAAGGGAGAAGCUGUUGGUGGAACCCAGGAUCUGAGCUGAGGUAGAUUUCAGUGUAUCAGUGCUGGGAGACAGUGUGUGGGUGAGUGUGGCAGGUGGGGGAUCUCCACCUGCUGAAUGAACCCUGUUAGCAUCGGGGAGUACCAUGGGCUACGGGUGGGCUCGGCCCUGCUCGGUAUUGUUGCCGGCUGCAUCAUUAUCGGGGUGUCCAGGGAAUGUGAUGCUGAUGCUGUAGGAGGAAUCUUCCUGGGAGCUGGAGGCCUCGGCAUGCUCAUUUCAAUCUAUCCCUUCAUAAAAGCUUGGCUGAAUAUCAACAACAUCCUGCCAUCUUUUGGAAACUUCAGAGUUCACCCUGCUGCAGCUAAUGCUGAUCAACCAGCUGAGACACUGAGACGAGAAGGCACUCAGAGUCAGCUCCAACUGGAACGCUCCAAGAGCAGGAUGGGGACCUUCAUGGAGGGAGGACCAGUGGCUGAGCCCAAUCCAGAUGAGGGGACGUCUUCAGACAUGCCAGAUGUCUUAUCCAGAUGGAAAAUGAAACAGUCGCCCACUGAUCAAGACCCUCCAUGAUCUGAUCAUGUGAAAAAAGUGGACCAAUAGAGACUUCAACUCUCUCCUGUGUUUUCUGUUCAUGUGUUUGAGCUGAGCUGCAGGUUACAAUUUGCUCCUUAAUGUGUAUGCUACCCAUGUUCUAAUAAACCUAAAGAUAUGAAAUCAA